AGUUGACGGCAUCCCCCAUUGUUGCGCACCACGGAAGACGAAGGGCGGCAGCGCACGCCCUGAAAAAGGCAGAAGAAACGCGGUGCCUCGAGCCAUCAGAUGGCCCACCCCACCCCACCCCACCGUGUUGAGCUUGGAGUCGGACGGCGCUUGAGAGUCGCCGGGUCGGGCAUGGCAUCCAUAGGCAUACAUCUCCUCGCGGAGCCUGGGGUGGGGCGGUCACCACCAUGCCUAAUCCUAUCGCACCAAGGAGUCUGUCUCGUGCUCCUCGUAGUCUUCCUACCCACCCCUCCACCCCCCCCCCCCCCCCCCCCCCCCCCCCCCCCCUUUGCCCCCAAUCCCUAGCCCUGCCCCUCUCCUCCAGCGCCGCGCGCCGGCUCUAUGCGCCCGCCGCCCCCGGAGAUGCAUAUCACACGCCGCCGUUACCGCUGGGUGAAGGAGUGGGUCCCGCAAGAUCUGGUCGUCACCGGAGGCCCCUGCACGCUCUACAAGUGGGUGCGAGAGGAUAGACUGGCAGCUUUGAAGGCUAAGGAUAAGGAGCAGGGGGCAGCAUCUGCAAUGCCUGAACCAAACUCUGAGGUUCUCUUCCUGUGCAGCUACGAAGGAUGUGGGAAGACAUUUUUUGAUGUAGGGGCUCUUAAGAAGCACGCUCAUGUCCAUGGGGAGAGGCAAUAUAUCUGCCACUAUGAGAACUGUGGCAAGAAAUUCUUAGAUAGCUCUAAGUUGAAGAGACAUUUUCUUAUCCAUACUGGAGAGAAGAAUUUUGUGUGCCCACAUGAAGGUUGUGGGAGGGCAUUUUCGUUGGAUUUUAAUUUAAAGGCACACAUGAAAACACAUUCUGCAGAUAACUAUCAUGUGUGCCAGUACCCAGAAUGUGGCCGAAGAUUUACACAAGAAUCAAAACUGAGAGCUCAUAUCAGGGCACAACAUGAGAAAGCUGUUGGCUUGCAGAAUCCAGGUGCGUCAUCAAUGAACCACAGUGCAAUUGGAGGUCCGCACCAGCCCCCUAGGCCAGCGAAGGUCUCAGCAGCACCUCCAGCUCCCUCAGCUGAGCGCCCUUACGUCUGCCCCUACGAUGGUUGUGACAAGGCAUACAUCCAUGAGUACAAGUUGAACCUCCAUCUGAAAAAAGAGCAUCCCAACCACUACCAGGAUGGUGGUCCAAAUGGUGCUGCCGCCCCUUCAAAGCGCAGCAUCUCGAAGAGUUCCCACAGGAGCAAGCUGGACAUCACCUCUAGGAUGCCACCGGCCAACAUCCCCAAGCACAGAGGGUAUGCAACACCAUUGCCAGCUGUGGUGAGCCUCCCUGAGGAGCAGCAGUUGCUAAGGAAAGUGGUGUACGAGGAUGACAGCGAGGAGACUGAAGAAGAGGGGGAUAACAAUGGCGAGGACAGAUGGAACUACAAGAGAGCUGCUAGCAGCGACGACGAGGAAACCGAAGACGAAGAAUGAGCUGCUAGCAGGGAUUCAUUUUUUUUUCUUCUGUAGCUGUGCAUAUACCAUAAUCUAUAGACUGGUGGUUAUAGAUUUCAAUACAUGUACAUUUUUAAAAUACGGCUGGCCUAUAGUAGACAAGAGGUUGUUGCUGCCAUGCCCCUUCUCAACUACACAGGCCAUGAGUUCAGAAAGGAUAAUGGAUCAUUGCUCCCGUCUGCCUGUGUUUGUGCCUUUUGGUUUGUUGUCAUAAAUGAGUUCUCAGUUAUCGUA
Messenger RNA from Zea mays, 1707 nucleotides. RefSeq names its product zinc finger transcription factor YY1. The record is from RefSeq and is a predicted model, not a curated record. Gene Ontology annotation, molecular function: RNA polymerase II cis-regulatory region sequence-specific DNA binding; DNA-binding transcription factor activity, RNA polymerase II-specific. The transcript is spliced from 6 exons. NCBI's taxonomy places the organism in Eukaryota, Viridiplantae, Streptophyta, Magnoliopsida, Poales, Poaceae. Gene Ontology annotation, biological process: regulation of transcription by RNA polymerase II. The coding region runs from base 382 to 1452 and encodes 356 amino acids. Gene Ontology annotation, cellular component: PcG protein complex; chromatin; transcription regulator complex.